UCAGUCAACAGCCAUGUGCAAUAAAUUGCUAUACCUUUGUUACAUACAUACGGUAUGCAAACAUCAUAAUGUAACUUUGCAUUUAAAUUCUUUAAUAUCCUGUUUGUUGAAUCCAACAUGUUAAUGGUGUAAGGGGUUAACUACUCUACUACGGUUGCAGAUUUCCUAGGAUUUUUGGUUAAUUGUAAUGCUCUUCCUUACAUUUCUAUAUCAUUUGCAACAAGAUUUUCCUUUUAGUUUAACGUUAUCAACUAAAACGAUUAGUGUUGUGUCUGUAAUGUAGAUUGUUUUUCAAGCUGAUGCAGCCGAAUUUCAGGAAACCUCAUGCAGCUGUACAGCAGGCAAGGUUCUUUGCAAUCAUCUAGUGGCCUUGUUGUUCCAGAGUGCCCAUUACAGCAUGUUGCAGGUGAGAGCUGUACCACCACCUGUGGCCUGCACAAGCUCUCUGCAAACAUGGCAUCGACCAAGGACAAAGAGAGCUGAUGGGCACAGGGGACAUGUGGCCGUAUCUGCUGGCUGUGAGCGGCCUUCCUGCCAUCCUGCAGUUUGUGUCCAUGCUGUUUUUCCCAGAGGCUCCGUGCUACCUCUACAUCGACAAGGGAGAUGAGGAUGGCUGCAAGAAAGCGCUUCAGUGGCUGUGUCGGGAAGACGAUGUGAAUCUAAAGAUUGAGCUGGAGGACAUGAGGAAGGAGAGGGAGAGUGCCCAGGUGACACAGACCAAGACGAUGCUGGAUGGCCUGCGUGAUCGCAGUGUCCGCUGGCAGCUGAUGGCAAUGCUGAUUCCCAGUUCUGGUCCUAAUUUCUGCGGCAUCAACGCAGUAAGUGGACGAACGCUGUCCAUCACUCCUGUCCUCAAGGUCCUUAAAGGUGGAGUCUUAAAAUCUAUUGAUAUUUGAGCCAGCCGAAAUUCACCACUCCCUCCUAUAAUCCUGCAAGAAUUUUUUAA
Alosa alosa (allis shad) is the source of this 946-nucleotide messenger RNA. Its product is annotated as solute carrier family 2, facilitated glucose transporter member 7-like. Bases 483 to 896 code for a protein of 137 amino acids. Gene Ontology annotation, molecular function: hexose transmembrane transporter activity. Lineage: Eukaryota; Metazoa; Chordata; Actinopteri; Clupeiformes; Clupeidae. Gene Ontology annotation, cellular component: membrane. The transcript has 4 exons. Gene Ontology annotation, biological process: monosaccharide transmembrane transport. The record is from RefSeq and is a predicted model, not a curated record.